AUAUGGAAAUCCAUUAAAUAAAUAUAUUAGACAUUAUGAAGGAUUAUCUUACGAUGUGGAUUCAUUACACCAAAAACACCAGCGUGCCAAAAGAGCAGUUUCACAUGAGGACCAGUUUUUACGUCUAGAUUUCCAUGCACAUGGAAGACAUUUCAACCUGCGAAUGAAGAGGGACACUUCCCUUUUUAGUGAUGAUUUUAAAGUAGAAACAUCAAAUAAAGUACUUGAUUAUGAUACCUCUCAUAUUUACACUGGGCAUAUUUAUGGUGAAGAAGGAACUUUCAGCCAUGGAUCUGUUAUUGAUGGAAGAUUUGAAGGAUUCAUUCGGACUCGUGGUGGCACAUUUUAUGUUGAACCAGCAGAAAGAUAUAUCAAAGAUCGAGUUCUUCCCUUUCACUCAGUUAUUUAUCAUGAAGAUGAUAUUAACUAUCCCCACAAAUAUGGGCCACAGGGAGGCUGUGCAGAUCACUCGGUAUUUGAAAGGAUGAGGAGAUACCAAAUGACUGGGGUACAGGAGACAACACAGAAAUCACAAGAAGAAAAUGCCAGUAAUGGCCCUGAACUCCUGAGGAAAAAACGUACCACUUUAGCUGAAAAGAAUACUUGCCAACUAUAUAUUCAGACUGAUCACCUGUUUUAUAAGUACUACGGAACACGAGAAGCUGUGAUUGCUCAGAUUUCCAGUCAUGUUAAAGCGAUUGACACAAUUUACCAGACCACAGACUUCUCUGGAAUUCGUAACAUCAGUUUUAUGGUGAAACGCAUAAGAAUCAACACAACUGCUGAUGAGAAGGACUCUACAAAUCCCUUUCGUUUCCCAAACAUUGGUGUGGAGAAGUUUCUGGAAUUGAAUUCAGAACAGAAUCAUGAUGACUACUGUUUGGCCUAUGUCUUCACAGACCGAGAUUUUGAUGAUGGUGUUCUUGGUCUGGCAUGGGUUGGAGCACCUUCAGGAAGCUCUGGAGGAAUCUGUGAAAAAAGUAAGCUCUAUUCCGAUGGUAAAAGGAAGUCCUUGAAUACUGGGAUCAUUACUGUUCAGAACUACGGGUCUCAUGUACCUCCGAAAGUUUCUCACAUUACUUUUGCUCAUGAAGUUGGACAUAAUUUUGGAUCACCACAUGAUUCUGGAACAGAGUGCACUCCAGGAGAAUCUAAGAAUUUAGGCCAAAAAGAAAACGGCAAUUACAUCAUGUAUGCAAGAGCAACAUCUGGGGACAAACUUAACAACAAUAAAUUUUCACUUUGUAGUAUUAGAAAUAUAAGUCAAGUUCUUGAGAAGAAGAGAAACAACUGUUUUGUUGAAUCUGGUCAACCUAUUUGUGGAAAUGGAAUGGUAGAGGAAGGUGAAGAGUGUGAUUGUGGCUAUAGUGAUCAGUGUAAAGAUGAAUGUUGCUACGAUGCAAACCAGCCAGAAGGGAAAAAAUGCAAGCUGAAACCUGGAAAACAGUGCAGUCCAAGUCAAGGACCCUGUUGUACAGCACUGUGUACAUUCAAGUCAAAAACUGAGAAGUGCCGCGAUGAUUCUGACUGUGCAAAGGAAGGAAUAUGUAAUGGAGUCACAGCACUCUGUCCAGCAUCCGACCCUAAGCCAAACUUUACAGACUGUAAUAGGAAUACACAAGUGUGCAUUAAUGGGCAAUGUGCAGGUUCUAUAUGUGAGAAAUAUGGCUUAGAGGAAUGUACCUGUGCCAGCUCUGACGGCAAAGAUGAUAAGGAAUUAUGCCAUGUUUGCUGUAUGAAGAAGAUGGAGCCAUCCACAUGUGCCAGUACUGGGUCACUACAGUGGAGCAAACACUUCAUUGGCCGAACUAUCACCCUGCAACCUGGAUCCCCUUGCAAUGAUUUUAGAGGCUACUGUGAUGUUUUCAUGCGAUGUAGAUUAGUAGAUGCUGAUGGUCCUCUUGCAAGACUUAAAAAGGCAAUAUUUAGUCCAGAACUCUAUGAAAACAUUGCUGAAUGGAUUGUGGCUCACUGGUGGGCAGUACUACUGAUGGGGAUUGCCCUAAUUAUGUUGAUGGCUGGAUUUAUUAAGAUAUGCAGUGUUCACACUCCAAGUAGUAAUCCAAAGUUGCCUCCUCCUAAACCUCUUCCAGGCACUUUAAAGAGGAGGCGGCCUCCACAGCCCAUCCAGCAGCCGCAGCGGCAGAGGCCUCGGGAGAGUUAUCAGAUGGGACACAUGAGACGUUGAUUGCAGCUUUUGCCUUGGUUCUUCCUAGUGCCUACAAUGGGAAAACUUCACUCCAAAGAGAAACCUAUCAAAUCAUCAUCCCCAAACUAAACCCUCACAGACAACUGUCGAAGACAAAAAUGGCAAGAGAUCAUGUCCUCAGACCAGGUGGAAUUACUUAAAUUUUAAAGCCUGAAAAUUCCAAUUUGGGGGUGGGGGUGGAAAAGGAACCCAAUUUUCUUAUGGACAGAUAUUUUUAACCUAAUGGCACAAAGUCUUAGAAUAUUAUGUGCCCUGUGUUCCCUGUUCUUUGUUGCUGCAUUUUCUUCACAUGCAGGCAAACUCGAAAAACUUUGAUCAUAAAUUGAAAUAUAAAUAUAUAUUUUUUUCAACUGCCAAUCAAGGCUAGGAGGCGCAACCACCUCAACAUUGGAGACAUCACUUGCCAAUGUACAUACAUUGUUAUAUGCAGACAUGUAUUUCUUACAUACACUGUACUUCUGUGUGCAAUUGUAAACAGAAAUUGCAAUAUGGAUGUUUCUUUGUAUUAUAAAAAUUUUUUCCGCUCUUAAUGAAAAAUUACUGUUUAAUUGACAUACUC
This is a messenger RNA of Suncus etruscus (white-toothed pygmy shrew), 2768 nucleotides long. It is a transcript of the gene ADAM10, whose product is annotated as ADAM metallopeptidase domain 10. Gene Ontology annotation, biological process: membrane protein ectodomain proteolysis; Notch signaling pathway. Gene Ontology annotation, cellular component: synaptic membrane; plasma membrane. The coding region runs from base 164 to 2188 and encodes 674 amino acids. Lineage: Eukaryota; Metazoa; Chordata; Mammalia; Eulipotyphla; Soricidae. Gene Ontology annotation, molecular function: metalloendopeptidase activity involved in amyloid precursor protein catabolic process. The transcript is spliced from 15 exons. The record is from RefSeq and is a predicted model, not a curated record.